Messenger RNA from Eremomyces bilateralis CBS 781.70, 851 nucleotides. RefSeq lists its product as uncharacterized. The record is from RefSeq and is a predicted model, not a curated record. Bases 151 to 579 code for a protein of 142 amino acids. The transcript has 2 exons. Lineage: Eukaryota; Fungi; Ascomycota; Dothideomycetes; Eremomycetales; Eremomycetaceae. Gene Ontology annotation, molecular function: monooxygenase activity; oxidoreductase activity, acting on paired donors, with incorporation or reduction of molecular oxygen; iron ion binding.
GAGUCCAAUAUGGUCGGUGAGUAAACUAUGCCAUCCGUGGAACCGACAACAAAGGCGAAAAGCUACCUAAAUCAAGCUUGAUCUGGGCUCUCAUAGUCGCAACCGGAGCCGGCUUUACAACCACCAGUUCCCUGCUUUCCUGGCUCAUAUAUGGUCUUGUCACGUACCCGGGGGAUGCAAGAGAAGCUACUCCAAGAACUGAUCGAUAACGACAUUGAUGAGAAUACCGAAAUCACAGCAGAUGUCAUCGACCGACUCAGUUUUCUCGAUAAGUAUAUCAAGGAGACCCAGCGUCGCCACAACCCAAGUUUCCAACCGGGACGAACCGCCAAGGUUGACCUUGUGCUUCCGGGGGGUACAAGAUCCCUAAGGACUCAAUUGUUAUCCCGGCGCUACACCACAUCCACAACAGCCCUAAUCUGUGGGAUAAUCCUCAUCAGUUCAACCCUGACCGCUGGGACACCGAGGAGGUCAAGGGCAGACACAAGGCAGUGUAUAUCCCAUUCGCUACGGGCCCGCGUAUGUACAUUGGGUUCAAUUCUGCCCUACAGGAGAUCAAGGUUUUCAUUCCGAAGUUGAUCUAUCGGUAUAAAUUUACUCGGGAGGUCGAUGGACCGAUCGAGUAUGAUCCCAUGUUCCAGUUGAUUCGGCCUAACAACCUCUAUGUUCGGGCGGAGAAGAGGGUGAAGUGGCCACCGAAACGGAAACCUUGGGAACGGACAAUGCUUGAGAGCAUUGCAACAUACACGAUAGAUGUGUAAGUAGCAGACGCGUAGUCAUUUCAAGGACAAGUGAGAACUUAGGACUUAGGUAGCAGUACUUGUUCCGAGAGAAGAGAUGUAACUAUAAGA